Vigna radiata var. radiata (mung bean) is the source of this 1455-nucleotide messenger RNA. RefSeq names its product probable 2-oxoglutarate-dependent dioxygenase AOP1. Gene Ontology annotation, molecular function: dioxygenase activity. The coding region runs from base 394 to 1341 and encodes 315 amino acids. Lineage: Eukaryota; Viridiplantae; Streptophyta; Magnoliopsida; Fabales; Fabaceae. The transcript has 5 exons. The record is from RefSeq and is a predicted model, not a curated record.
UUUUUUCUUUUAUAAUUUCUCAGUAGGCUCACGAGCGUUUCUCUUUUCUCCAUUUCUCGUGUCUCUCCAUCAUCUCGUUGAAUCACAGUUCAAUUUCACCUGCAUCUUUUACCUUCAACUGCUAGAGUUUUUUCGUAUCUUCAUCUUCUUACUCUUUGACCGAUUGUUUUGUCUUUUCCUUCAUUUUUCACCAAUUUAAAUGGAUUUCCUCAGUGUUUGUUCCGGUCAGUGAUUUGAUCCGCUUCAAAGAAAGCUCCAUAGGAGUGGAGGUAAGAGUUAACCUAGGUUCUUUGGAAGAGGCUUUGGAACUAUUCAACUGGGAAGUUUCUGAAGACUUACACUUACAAAGUUGAUUUGGGAGAGAAAUAGUCAGCAAGAAGGAAAAAGAGAGAGAUGGAAAUGGCAUGUGAGAAUGAGGUUAUGGUGCUACCAUGUUUUGAUUUUUGCAAGGGAGGGGUGACACUAGAAGAAGGGAGUGAAGAGUGGAAAGAGAUGAGUAUGAAAGUGAGAGAAGCAUGUGAGAAUGAUGGUUUCUUCCUCUUGAGGUGUGAUGAUGAGGUCAAAUCCAUUGAAGAGCUGUUUAAGAGUGUCAAAACAUUAUUUCAUUUGCCUCAGCAAACAAAGCAACAACACAUAAUUCCAAAGCCUUUCAGUAGCUUCAACAUCCAUAAGUUUAUGAACACUGUCAAAGAAUGCUUUGCAGUCGAUGAUGUUCUUCUCUCAACAUCAGUUGAGACCUUCACCAACCUCAUGUGGCCUCAAGGAAAUCCAAAUUUCUGUGAGGUACUAAAGGGUAUGAGCUUAAAGAUGACAGAAAUAAGUUCACUAGUCUUGAAAAUGAUUGUGGAGGGCUAUGACCUUCCCCAACAUUACAUUUCAGAUGUUGAAAACAUGAAGAGUUGUACCCAGAUACGAUUGAACAUGUACAAUACUGAUGCAAACAAGGNUGCCUCCAAUGGUCACACUGACAAAAACACCUUAACCGUUUUGUGUCAAAAUGAAGUUCAGGGUUUGCAGAUGCUAUCCAAAUCAGGCAAAUGGGUUGACGUAGAAAUAUCCCAGAAUUGCUUUGUGGUUAUUGUUGGUGAUGCACUGAAGGCAUGGAGCAACGGAAGACUUCACGCAGCAACACAUAGAGUGAUGAUGAAUGGAGAGAAAGAGAGAUUCACUUUUGGAGCUUUUGUGGCACCAAAAGACGAGAUGAAAAUUGAGGUGCCACGUGGGUUGGUUGAUGACAAAAUUCAUCCUCUUCGUUAUCGUCCAUUUAAUUAUGGAGAAUUUUUCAAUUUCUUUGCUUCAACUCGCAACCAUAAUGCAGUUGAUGUGUUUGCUGGUCUUUGAAAGCAAUUCAUGAUUAUAUAUGAAUGUACCAGAUCAAGUCAAAAUAAUUAAGAGAUUGUUAAUAUAAUUACAUCUCCUUCUCAAUAAGAUGAAUUCCACUGAAAUUUCUCAAAU